GCGAAUCGCAAUACAGCAAUAGCAAACGGUGCAAGUGACGCACUGUUCAGGCUGCCACGUUAUCGCUCCUUCCCUGACAUUUUCUUUAUUUUCUUAUCUCUGGCAUCUUCUCUGGCUUCAACUCUUACUUGUCCAAUGCACACAGCUAAUGAGGUACUGCUCUCAUCCUCCCCCCUGGAGGACAACUUGUACAAUGCAUUAUCUACGCACUUAACCACAAGUUACAACAGCUGUAACAGGAGCAAGAGUUGAGGGCGGUGAUGGCCUGCUGGGGGCUGGAGAGCAUAGCAUGCUGGAGGGCCACUGGCCGCCGUCGUGUCCUGGUCCCCCAUAUCGUUGGUAUCAUUGUAGGGCUGCCUGUCAACUGUUCUCAAAUCCACACAAUGUCAGAGUUGAGGGCCGCACUCCAGUCACGGGGCUCAUGCAUUUCCUUUUUGCUGAGGUCGUUCCAGAUCGUUCUGUUCAGCUCAAACUACACCCAUUUUCAAACCACCAAAACCACGACGCGUCCAUCCUUUACACCCUACAGCAGGAUACACGCCGUCUCAUCCAACUCCACAUAAGUCUGAACAUGUCCGCCAUCAACUAUUCCAAGUGGGACAACCUCGAGAUCUCGGACGACUCGGACAUUGAAUGCCAUCCCAAUGUCGAUAAGCGUUCAAUGAUCCGAUGGAAGCAGGAGCAGAUCCACCGUGAGCGCGACGCCCGCCGCACCAAGAUCGUAUCCCUCAAACAUGAAGCAGAGACCCUCAAGAAGCAGCUGGACAGGAUAGAGAAAAGCACUCAGCAAGCAGAGCUCGAGAAAAAGUACCAGGAGACCCUUCAGCAAUUAGAGAAGCUGGAGGCAGUGGAAAACAAGAAGCUGACCUCAGACAAGCUGGUGACUGGAUUCGAUAAAACUGCUGUGAGCAAGCCAGUUCAUGCCCCCAAAGAGACCCCCAAGCCCUUCAAGAAGACUACUCAGAAGACCAAAGUGAUUGAGACGUUGAAUCCAGGAAGUGCCGGAGGAGUGCCAGCAAAAGCCGGUUCAUCGAAGCAGGCAGCCGUCGCAGAAGACUCGGAUGAUUCGGACGAUGAGGUCGAGGUCACAGAGGUUGCCCUCGAGUUUUCGCGUAUCAAGGGAUUCGAUGCUUCUCUUGCUUACAUCUCAAAACACCCUUACCUCGGCACUCAAGCGUACUCGGACGAAAUCAUGGCUCAGGCCUUCAAGGCGCAGAUGGACGGUGACGAGUCCUAUGCCAACAACUGCGUGCAUCAGGCCCUCAUUCUUCAAUACUGCGCUCAGCUCGGCAAGGACGGUGUAGGCCUCUUCUUCCACAGAAUCCGUGAUCCUAAUCACGCUGCCCUCAAGAUCUUCCAGAACGACUGGAAGGACACUUACACAAGAAUCAAGGAGCGCUGCAAGGUACUGGCACAGGAGCGUGCCGCUAAUGCUUCCCCAGGAGUGGAGACUAUCCAACUUCAGGCAGCCGAGCCAGGAACUCAGAUUCAUAUCACAGGACCACCCGCGGAUGCUGACCCUAAGGUCCACGAAAUUUUCGCAGCCUUGCCUGAGGAUUUCCAGGAAGCAAUUAUCUCUGGAUCGCUGGACAACGUCAACAAGUCGUUGGAGGGUAUGAGUGUGCAGUUGGCAGAGGAGGUUGUCAGAGUGUGCAACCAAGUCGGUUUCUUACGUAUUGAGGGCGACAUCAUUGAUACGAUCAAGGGCGAGACUAUUGCUGACCGCGAGGCCGAGAUGGCCGCAGCAGCAGCCGCAGCAGCCGAGGCAGGCAAGGCCAUCGAUGCUCCAGCUCCUGAUCAGGCAUGAAAGGAACCCAGUUUUGAAAUAAAUUCUAUCA
This is a messenger RNA of Gamsiella multidivaricata, 1838 nucleotides long. RefSeq lists its product as uncharacterized. The transcript has 5 exons. Gene Ontology annotation, cellular component: cytoplasm. The record is from RefSeq and is a predicted model, not a curated record. NCBI's taxonomy places the organism in Eukaryota, Fungi, Mortierellomycota, Mortierellomycetes, Mortierellales, Mortierellaceae. Gene Ontology annotation, molecular function: protein kinase binding; protein-folding chaperone binding; heat shock protein binding. The coding region runs from base 290 to 1807 and encodes 505 amino acids. Gene Ontology annotation, biological process: protein folding; protein stabilization.